Castor canadensis (American beaver) is the source of this 1299-nucleotide messenger RNA. Lineage: Eukaryota; Metazoa; Chordata; Mammalia; Rodentia; Castoridae. The record is from RefSeq and is a predicted model, not a curated record.
AUGGCAAUCGGGGCAGCCCUUCCAGCCAGGCUGACAGAGGAGCAGCUGUCUCGGAGGCCCCCGCAGGCACACUUGGCUGCUUUCCUCUGGGCUUCACCCAGUUCCAGUCCAGCUGAAGAUAUGGCCAUAUGGCAGAAGUGCCUCAGAAAGAAACGGGAGCUCGGUCCCACCAAGACUCAGAGGGCAAAGUCACAGGAGAGAGGCUGGAAAUGUCCUGGGCCCACAGUCCUGGAACCCAUCCAGAAACCACCAGAACCAGGGAGAGGACCUAGUGAGCUGCAGAAGGGCAGGAGGGAGAUCAGGAAGAGCAGGUGGGCCCUGCAAACUACCCCGGCUCAUGCGCUCCUUCUUGUUUGUCUUAUAGGGAACUUCAAAGGUCUGUGCAAGCAAAUUGAUCACUUCCCAGAGGACGCGGACUACGAGGCCGACACAGCAGAAUAUUUCCUCCGGGCGGUGAGGGCCUCGAGCAUCUUCCCGAUCCUCAGUGUGAUUCUGCUUUUCAUGGGUGGACUUUGCAUCGCAGCCAGCGAGUUCUACAAGACUCGACAUAACAUCAUCCUGAGUGCUGGCAUCUUCUUCGUGUCUGCCGGUCUGAGUAACAUCAUCGGCAUCAUAGUGUAUAUUUCAGCCAAUGCCGGAGACCCCUCCAAGAGCGACUCCAAAAAGAAUAGCUACUCCUAUGGCUGGUCCUUCUACUUUGGGGCCCUGUCCUUUAUCAUCGCCGAGAUGGUCGGGGUGCUGGCCGUGCACAUGUUUAUCGACCGCCACAAACAGCUGCGGGCCACUGCCCGCGCCACGGACUACCUCCAGGCCUCCGCCAUCACCCGCAUCCCCAGCUACCGCUACCGCUACCAGCGCCGCAGCCGCUCCAGCUCGCGCUCCACCGAGCCCUCUCACUCCAGGGACGCCUCGCCCGUGGGCAUCAAGGGCUUCAACACCCUGCCGUCCACGGAGAUUUCCAUGUACACCCUCAGCAGGGACCCCCUGAAGGCCGCCACCACGCCCACCGCCACCUAUAACUCCGACAGGGACAACAGCUUCCUCCAAGUCCACAACUGUAUCCAGAAGGAGAGCAAGGACUCUCUCCACUCCAACACAGCCAACCGCCGGACCACGCCCGUCUGAAGUCCACGGGACCGGGGACCCCGGGAGGCCAGCCGCGGGCGGGGGCGGGGGACCAGACCACCCACGGGAGACCUUCCAAACGCAAAAAAAAAAAAAAAAAAAAAUCAACAAAAACGAAACAAAAAAAAAAAAAACAAAAAAAAAGAGAAAAACAUAACAAGUAAAUUAAAAAAA